Trifolium pratense (red clover) is the source of this 1845-nucleotide messenger RNA. RefSeq lists its product as uncharacterized. NCBI's taxonomy places the organism in Eukaryota, Viridiplantae, Streptophyta, Magnoliopsida, Fabales, Fabaceae. Bases 231 to 1376 code for a protein of 381 amino acids. The record is from RefSeq and is a predicted model, not a curated record. The transcript has 11 exons.
AACAAAAGCGUAAUAUUUCCUCAAAUGCUUAGGAUAAGAGAAAGUUUGCUUUUUAGAUUUAUUGAAAAUUUAAUGUAAAAAACAAACUUCCUCUUGUAUCAUGGACGCAGGGAGUAAUAUCAUAAUAGCCCUUAGUUUUGAUGGGUUAUGAUUUAAGAGAAAGAGUUUAGAAGUGGUAUGUUGGGUUGUGAAUGGAAGGAAGGUAUAGGUAGAAAAAUUGGCGUGCGAGGAUGAGGUGGUGUGGAAGUGCAACAAGUGGAGUGGCCUUACCAUCAUCAUCAUCAUGGUUUUGUUCUUGUUGGAAAUGGAAACUGUGUCACACUUACCCAGUAACAACAACAACAACAGAAUUGGUUUCGCCCAAAAGCAAACGCAAUCGCAAUCGGAAUGUGAAUGUGAAGGUGCUUUGUCAAAAAAAGGUAGAUGUAAGUGAAGAACGACGGGCCUUUGACUUCGAUCCUGAUCUGCGAUCGGUGCUUGAACUUGCAACGGACUCGGAGCUCUGUGAAAUUCAAACAAUCCUUUUCGGCCCAAGCUACUUGAGUCCUUUGCUGAAAUCCAUCACAACAACAACAACUACUAGUAGGACCUUGAAGAAGGAGGAGGUGGAAAUAAUCGAUCCAUCCACGAUUGGGUAUGACAUUCAACUACGCCAACAAUUUAUAGCCACUCUUGAGUCCCGCUUUUUCUUCCUCGCAGCUGAUGCCCGUUCAACAUUAAGGGGUUGGAGGCCAUCUUACAGAAAUGUGUUGCUUAAUCUAAGUAAAAAAUUGGAUAUUCCUUGCUCAACUCAACUCUCAACUCACGACCUUGAAUUAGAAGUAUUCCUCCACCUUUUACACUACGACUCAACUGAAGAAUCAGGAGGAGACCAUACAGGCUUAUUGGAUGUAUCCACUGCGUCUCAUGCUCAGGGAACUCUACAACUUGGACUCGAUCAAUGGAAAAUGCAGUCAAAAGUUGGAGCACAAGACUUUCAAUCUAUUCUUUUGAAGGGAGGUGGUAUAUUUACUUUGGCAAAGAUAUAUCAAUUGUUUGCGAGGAAAUUAUCUGGGAAAAUGCUUGUAGAAGCUGCUAACUACCAGGUUAAGAAAGAGUUAGUGAAGAAGGGUGGACAUUUAGCUAUGAUCAAUCUAGAAUCCAGGGUAGCUUUGCUUGCAGCAAAACAGGGGUUUCUCGGUGCUGCAUCAAGAUAUCUGGGUUUUAGAAGCAUGCUCACAUUACUUGGACCUGUGCUUUGGGGAACAUUUCUGGCUGAUCUUGUGAUUCAAAUGCUGGGAACAGAUUAUGCUAGGAUCUUGCGAACAAUUUAUGCUUUGGCUCAGAUUCGAGUCAUCCGCACAUAUAAGCUGCCAUCAGAUGUUGCUGAGGAAUAGUGAAGUGGUUCCUUUCAUGGGUGGUGGUUGGGGAAUAUGAUGGAUUUUGAGCUCGUUGAAUCUGUAGGAGGAAACUGAUGUAUAGGUAAACAGUUCCAAAGUGACACAAGCACCACUCUUAUAAUUUGUAAAUAUCUUAUAAUAUUGGUCUUUAUGCAUAAGUUUUUGCUGCUGAAUUAAGUCCUUCCUAAGAUUUAGGAAUUGGAUUUCAUGCUGACAAAAAUCCCGCAGUAAUAACAGUCUUUCAUGAAGACCGUCCAAUUCAAAAUUAAGGGGUGAAAUUGUUUUGUAUUGAUUUUGUUAAGAUUCAAUAUGAGCCGUCCGAUUUGAAAUGGAUGGCUCAGAUCUACUAGUGCGUGUAACAGUGUGACUUUGUUACAGCAGUAAAUCCUUAUCCGAAGACUUAUUAGUUUUUCUUAGUGUGUAAUACAGAGUUGGAAUAGUGUGAAUGAAAACAGACUAUGCGGCA